This is a messenger RNA of Penicillium lagena, 651 nucleotides long. RefSeq lists its product as uncharacterized. NCBI's taxonomy places the organism in Eukaryota, Fungi, Ascomycota, Eurotiomycetes, Eurotiales, Aspergillaceae. The record is from RefSeq and is a predicted model, not a curated record. The transcript has a single exon. The coding region runs from base 1 to 651 and encodes 216 amino acids.
AUGUCGUUCCUCGCCAACCUCUGCGGUUGCUUCGUCUGCAACCACAAGACCACGCCCUCUUCCUCUUCUUCACGCCCGGAGAUGCAAGUCUCCCGGGGCCCAACCCACCCCCGCAGCGGAGUGCCAACUGGCCACUUCACUCUCUCCGCUGAGGGUGACUUUGUCCGCCGUGCUGUCGACAACGAGAUUGGCGCCGAGUACGGGCCGCACACCACUGGCUCGGGGUAUACCACUGUGGUCCCGCUGCCGCAGUACACGCCGCGGCCUAUGAGUGCUCACGAGAAAACCCUCGAGGCUCACAUGCGUGACCCGUCGGUCUCUUCGUCUGAAUAUUUCACGGAUGAAAAGAACCGGAAUCUCUACGACGAAGAAGAAGUUACCUCGGACGGCUCUUCCGCCAUCUCUUUUCCGAGUAGCUACGGAAAUACGUCGACGGCAACCAGGGAAACACCCCCGCCGCCGUACUCCCCGCGUAAUUCUGCGGUAUUCUCUCGCUCGCGCUCCGUGUCUGUGUCGUCUGCGGUGGCGGUAGCUAUUAACCCGCCGCCGUUGGCUCGGGUAGCUGGCGUGCAUCACGGUCGUCUUGCUCGUUCUGAGGCGGACGAUCAGUCUCUUCGUCGCCAUCGACGAAUUUCCUGGGAGAGUCGUUAG